AAAGAAACAAACAAAAAACAUUGAAAUGGUAAAUUUUUUGUUACAUAUUUUUCACCACAAUUUUUUACUUAAAAAAAAUCUUCAAAUAUCUGAAGGCUGCUAUCAUGACCCAAUGGAAUAAUCUCUGGUGUAAAGACAUCUAUUUCUUCAAUUGUUCCUCAAGUGACAUGAAUGAAAUCCAUACAUACCCCAUUCUGGUCACUCUGAAUGUUCUCCAACCACCAAUAGCCCAUUUAAUCCACACACAGGCCAUAGACCUCAACAUAACACUGACCAGUUAAGAACAGAAAAGCCUAUCACCUCCUUCAAUCUGUUUGCUAAAUGAUUAAUAAUACAGCCAAAGCUCCUACUAGUUCAUCACACUGUUCAUUCCUACAAAGCAAACUACGAAGCUAAACCCCUAAGUUCUUAACUGAUGUGCCACUGCUAAAACCUUUUUAGCUCUUAGAACUCUUUCAGUGAUUAAAAGGAAAAAGCAAAUACACAAACUAUGCAAACUGACAAACAAAAAAAGAAUUUAUUGGCACACUUAAAUUUAAUGGUGGGGCCUUGAAGUGUGGCUUGAUUCAGGAGUUCAAAUGAUGUCACCAGGUCUCAAUUAUUUCCUUCUUUUUGUAGAACUCUGCUUUGCUCCUUGUGUUUUCUUUAUUCUUAGUCUCUAUACCCAUAAGAUGCCUCCCAGUCUCUCCCAAGUUCAUGGGUGGUGGAAUAAAGCAACAGUAUUGCUCCCAGCAAUUCUGAUCAAAGCAUAUUGCCAUUCAUGGCCUCUGAUUGGGUCACGUUCCUGAACCAAUCUCUGUGGCCAGAUAAUGCUGGUGCUGAGUGGCUUAUUUCCAGGUCAUGUGUUCUGCCCCUGACCAGGGAUGUUGUCAACUCCACUGAAUCAGCCCAUGGUCCAAAAGUGGAGAAGAGCUGAUCCCUAGAGAAUGCUCAGGUUAAGGUCACCUGUAUGCUGAGGGGGUUUUGAGCAACAAUAACUAAAGUCAGCUACCCUUCAGUAAGUCCAACUGAGUGUUUUAAAACUAGGAUACAUUGCCCUGUAUUUAUUCCUAUUAAAUACAAUCUUAUUAGAAUCCUCUUGGAAAGUUAUUUUGGGGAUUCUAAUUCUAUCAAGCAGUGAAUUCCUUGUUUGUCUCAACUGUAUAUGCUCAACAGCGUGAUGAAUGUGCCUUACAGAUUUGAUUGCGCUCAAUAUUGAACAUAUUAUAAUCAUGUGUAUAUAUGUAUUAUAAACAUGUUAUAUAAAAUGUAAACAUGCUGUUAACACAGAGCUUCACAGCCCAACACCAAGAUCUUCUUUCUGAGGUGACAUUACCAGCAUCUUUGGAUGUGGUCAUAUAACCAGAUACCAGGCCCAUCAUUGUCCUUAAGUGUGAGCCCUAUUUUGGGGCCCAAAGACAUCAUUAUCAACCUUUAAAAAAUUCCUAGACUCCUAGGAGGGCUUCCAGCAGAGUAAAUGUUCUGUGCAAAGUAUGAAUUCUUGAUCUAGCCAUCAUCAAAAAGAGGCCUUCUUCUCUAUUUGCUCCAGAUUUCUCAUAUUUCCUAAACACAAACACACACAUGCACAAAACAAAAGUAGUAGUAGCAAAGUAUAUAUAGUGUCUACUACAUGCUAUUCUCUGUUCUAAAAGCACAUAGGAUUAAGUAUUAAUUCACUUAUUCCUGACAACAACUUUAUGACAUAGGUAGUUGUCAUCGUCAUCAUCAUCAUCAUCUCCAUUUUAGAAACAAGGAAACAGGCCCAGAGCAGGUAAUUUCCCAAAUUCACAGAGCUAGUUAGUAAAAACCAGGACUUGAACCCAAGGUGUGUGGCUGCAGAGUUCUUAUAGCAGAGGGGACAUUUGACCCUGACAUCUCUCAUCUCCUAUUUCCAGCCCCCAGGCAAAUGCGCAGGUGAGCCUGCUUUAAAAACACCACCACCUACAACAAAUUUACUGUGGAUAAAUUAGGGAACCACUCACUUUACAAAGCAGCUUGUUGUGGUAAGUGAACCAUUUGCAAUAACAAGCUCCAUCUGGGACAGGUCAACUGGUUAAAAAAUCACUAAUCACUUCCCAGAAGUACUGGGGCAGAGAAACCCAGCCAAUAGGUUAGGAUCCCUGCCAACUAAAGAUAUAUUAGAACUGUAAAGUAUUUCUGGUGCAAUGUCCACAUUCAUAGAAAAAACACAAUUAAAAAAACUUUUCUUACAUAUAUUUUCCCUGAAUAAUGGCUAUGUAUGGGGGGGAAUUGUAAAAGUAGAAGGACUCUGCAUAGCACCUCACUAAAGCUCCCAGCCCUUACGGUGCUCCCCUAGGGUCACUUGACCCACAGUUCUGUUGUCACUUUUGGCAGUACUAUUAGUUGGUUCAAUUGGUUUAGUCUUGCACAAAGGUAUAGUACAGGUGGCUACCAAAUUCAAAGCAAUUGCAUACAGGUCUCUUCUUUCUGGAAACAGCAUGUCAUGUAACCCCAGCUGGUUCAAAUGAAGAAGUUUGCAGCAGAGAUGCGGCAGGGUGGCGAGAAUGGUGUUUAUUACCAAAGGGAGCACAGUAAGAGCUGGUUCUGGGGAGGAGGAACAUCCUGGUGGGAGAGCAGCAGCUACUAUUAGACACUACACCAGGGAAAGGCAGAAAGAAAUUCCCUACCUCUUUCCCUUCUCCCUACCAGUCUCUUGCCAGUGUCUCCUAUGGGCAAGCCAAAGAGGGAGGGUACCUGGGUGAAGUAGUCAGCAAGCAUCAGCCCUCAGGGAACACAGCUGAGGGGAAUAGAGUGGAGAGGAUGUCAGAAGAACAGAAAAUAAUGCAAUAUCUCUAUCAGAGGUAGGUAAACUGAUUCACUGAGUUUAACAAAUUUAUCAUGUUUCAGAUCAGAGGGGAGCCUAGAACCAACAUGAGGGUCCCAUUUUCCUUUCUAGUCUCACUGAUUUUGAGAAGCCUGAAGGCCUAGAAAGAGUCACAAAAUCUCAGAGGACAUCUAAUCCCUCAGACUCCUUCCCAAUAUAUGGUGACUCAUCUGAGGAAGUUGACCUGACCAUGGUUUAUCAGGCAGCUUCUAAUGGAGAUGUCAAUGCUCUGACCUCAGUAAUUCGUGAAGACCCUUCCAUCCUAGAAUGCUGUGACAGUGAAGGGUGUACACCCUUGAUGCAUGCAGUUUCUGGACGUCAAGUUGACACAGUGAAGCUGUUGUUGAAGAUGGGGGCCAAUAUUAACAUGCAGGAUGCUUAUGGCCGCACAAGUCUAUGCCUGGCAACCUAUCUGGGUUGGCUAGAAGGUUGUGUGAGUCUGCUCAGGAAUGGUGCCAAGCACAAUAUCCCGGAUAAAAAUGGCCGUCUGCCACUGCAUGCUGCCACUGCUGAGCCCGAUGUGAGGCUCCUAACAGUGUUGGUGCAACAGUCAAAUCUCAGCGAGAUUAAUCACCAGGACAAUGAGGGAAUGACACCACUUCACUGGGCAGCUUUCCACAACCGGCCUCAACACACCCAAAUGCUGCUGAAGAAAGGAGCAGACCCUACUCUUGUGGAUAAAGACUUUAAAACAGCUUUGCACUGGGCAGUCCAGAGUGGAAAUAGAAUUCUGUGUUCCAUCAUCCUGAGCCACCACCAGGGUCCAUCCAUAAUCAACUACGAUGACGAGAGUGGGAAGACAUGUGUGCACAUCGCCGCAGCAGCAGGCUUCAGCGACAUUAUUAACGAACUGGCGAGAGUGCCUGAGUGCAACCUGCAGGCUCUGGAUGUGGACGACAGGACACCGCUGCACUGGGCUGCAGCUGCAGGGAAGGCAGACUGUGUGCAGUCACUGCUGGAGCUGGGCAUGGACGGCAACCUGCGAGACACCAAGGAGAGCACACCCCUGGCCUACGCCCUGUACUGUGGCCACACAGCCUGUGUCCAACUCCUCUCCCAAGAGAGUAGAACAGAGCCUACUCGACCCUUUCCUUCCCAGAGCAGUAGACCCCAGAAGAAGGAGGGACGAUUCAGCAUGCUCAACCAAAUCUUCUGCAAAAACAAAAAAGAAGAGCAGAAAGCCUAUCAGAAGGAUCACAGCAGGGAUCGACACAGGGGGGAGCACACCUCGGAAGUCGAUGACAUCAUCACCACCUUUGACGGCAUCGUGGAUACCAACUGCCAAGAAGGGCCAGGCGAUCAGGUGGCUAUGAUUGACCUUAAGAAGCGGACCUCAGAGAAUUCAAAAUAUCUCUUGCCAGAAAAGAAGCCUCUGGGCCCCAAGGGGCUUCCACCAAUCAGAACGCAGAGUCUCCCACCCAUCACUGUGGGCAGUCACUUCCUGACAGCUUCCCAGGGGGCCACUUCCCAUACUGGUCUGAGCUCUGGUAGUCAUCAUAUGGCCCAACGAUCUCAGAAAAGCCGCAGUGAGCAGGACUUACUGCAUAACAGAACUGGUUGCCAAGCGUUGCUAGAUAACCCCUGGAGAGGCGAUUCUAACCAGGUGUUCUGUAAGGCUGGGACUGUGUCUUCUUCUGAUAAACUGCUGGACAGAUUACUCACCAGUGGCUCUGGUCACCAGGAUGUCUUUGGGCUGCCACAUCUUCCUCAUCUACAUAAUCCUUCAUCAGGACAAAAUUUUCAGCAUCUGUCCCCAAACAGACCCCAAAUCAGGGAUCAUCCUUUCACCCGGAACAACCUAGCUCCCUUACCAGACCAAAAAUUUCUAUCUGGAGAAUCUCUGAGGACAAACCGAGUGCUACCUGCUAUUCCAAGCCAACGGGGACACAGCACAGCAGGCAAAGAAAGUGAAAACUUUGUCAAUCCCACCAAUGAUGAGAAUUAGCUGUGGCUCACUGACUGUAAAAAUAGGGAUUAUAUAUAUUUUCAACUGUCAAGGGAUGAGAUUACUCUAGUUUGUGAGAACAAAGACUGAUUCAGUAAAUUGCAUUCUAGAAGCCAUUCACAGUUUUACAACUCCUUCCUAAUGACAUUUCCCAAACAAGCACUUGGAAUCUUUGAUUAUAUAUAUAUUUUAAGUCUGUGAGUUGCUCUGACCUCUACAUGCCAAAACUAAAAGUCAGAAUAUGUUAUCAGCAGGGAAACAGCUAUGUUUGGCUUGCACUGUGGUAUCAGCAGAGAUUUUUUUUUUUCCUGAACGAUUUUAUGUUCUAAAAAUGUAUGCUUUGCUGAAUAAAAAAAAAAAAAACAACAAAAAGCAUA
Messenger RNA from Felis catus (domestic cat), 5146 nucleotides. It is a transcript of the gene ANKRD55, whose product is annotated as ankyrin repeat domain 55. The record is from RefSeq and is a predicted model, not a curated record. Lineage: Eukaryota; Metazoa; Chordata; Mammalia; Carnivora; Felidae. The coding region runs from base 3015 to 4769 and encodes 584 amino acids. Gene Ontology annotation, molecular function: protein binding. The transcript has 11 exons.